AUGCUCCCAUGGGUGUUGCAAAAGAAAUCUCAGAGUCUGUGGUGUGAAGAAGUAAUUGGUACUAGGUGGUUAGCAACUAGCACUACUUAUCCUAAGAGGCACGAGUUAAUGGAUCGGCCUGAGAGGACUGCUAUUGAAGCACUACCUUCAAUUAUGUGUGAGGGAAGUUGGGUAUUCUUGCAAGAGCUUAAGGGUAAGAUCCUAGUGGUACAGAACUUCAGAGUGGUUGAAUUGCACAGGAUUGUCAAGAAAGAGCAAAAUAGAUGGAUUGUGCAAGAGCUGAGUCCAGGGGAAAGGGAACUACUCAAUUGUGAGAAUUGUAGCAUAGUGGACAUGGAUAGGACAUGGGAGGGCGGAUUCCUAGGACCUGGACCGGAUGGAAUGAAUUAUGAUGGCAAAGGCAAGAGGGUCUUCUGGCAUUUGUUGGUGCAUGUUUUUGGUGAAGCUGCUGAGCAGCAUUACAUUUGCCACCUAUGCCUUGGCCCCCCAACUGAUGAUUUCUUCUAUGAGAUGGCUAUUAAGGACAGAGCUGUUACCAAUGCAGACUACCUCGCUCUGGAGAAGCCUUCAGAUAGUGCUAUCAAGGACAAGCAGAAAUUUGAAUGCCUCAUAGCUGUCAAAAGAGGAUCUACUGGAAAUGUUCAGCAUAUGUUCUUCAACAUUUCUAAAAUGCCCACCCAUCUAAUACCACUAUAG
Messenger RNA from Suillus subaureus, 696 nucleotides. RefSeq lists its product as uncharacterized. NCBI's taxonomy places the organism in Eukaryota, Fungi, Basidiomycota, Agaricomycetes, Boletales, Suillaceae. Gene Ontology annotation, molecular function: nucleotide binding; threonine-tRNA ligase activity. Gene Ontology annotation, biological process: threonyl-tRNA aminoacylation. The record is from RefSeq and is a predicted model, not a curated record. The coding region runs from base 1 to 696 and encodes 231 amino acids. The transcript has 8 exons.